Molecule: messenger RNA, 3085 nt
Organism: Homarus americanus (American lobster)
Lineage: Eukaryota; Metazoa; Arthropoda; Malacostraca; Decapoda; Nephropidae
Product: ubiquitin-conjugating enzyme E2Q-like protein CG4502
Source: RefSeq, a predicted model, not a curated record
CUGUGAGCCAUCGGUGAGGAAGGACGUGUCUCCUCCGCUCUGAGUACAACACGCUCCUUUGUUCUGGAUUACGAUUUACGUCAUUUUAACGCAUUAGUGAACUCGAGGACAACCUUGAAGGGUUAUCGACCAGCUGGAGAUGGUGGAAGUGGCGGCCUGAAGUGACAGAGAUAAAAGUGUAAAUCAAGCCCAGAGGGUCAAGAGGCUAGAGAGGGCCGACCAUGAGAGUGUGUACAAGGCUCCCUAGAUCAUAACUCCGUGUUCUGUAGUGAUUGGUGUGAGGAGGAAGGAAGGAAGGAAGGAAGGAAGAGGAGAGGAGGAGAAGGAGGAAAAGAAUUAGACUACGUGGAAAUAUUAGUACUGAAAUAAAUGAUAAUGUUGGUUUUGUUUGGUUAAGCGUUGAUGCGUGGACAGGAGAAAGGGGUGGAGGAGGAGAGCGUUGAGGUGGACUAUCAACGCCCCCGUCAACGCCCCGUCAACGCUGUCCCUCACUUCAUACACUCCUAAGGCGACAACUCCUGACGCAAGGUACCAAGAUGGCUGCAGCCUUUCGUAAGUUAUUCCGUUCUGGGGAUAAAUUAGACCCUCAGUACCCCACCGCCGCUCGAGGGCAGAACAACAACAACAACACGACGAGAACAGAAUCAGGAGCUAAUAUGAAUUCCAAUCCGGGGAAAAUGUUUAGUAAUAGCGAAAGGAACCCUCAGAAUAUGGCAGCGAUGAGAGGGACGAGUUCUGGUAUAAGAAAUCCGUCUUCAACCUCUACACGAACUCAAGGUACCAGUGCAUGGGGUCAGAGUACACCCGAAGGAGGAGACAACUGUGUAGGCGCCUCUGGGGGCUCCAACUCUCACAGUGGAGUAAACGGACUUAAUUCACCUUCAACAGCUAAGAGGUUUUUCUCAAGACACACUUACCUGGAAGGGAGUAGAGUCGGCCCAGCUGAAGGGGUCAGCCAGCAUAGUCCUAAGUCAACACGUUCAAAAGGUUCUCUUUCUUCACCACCUUCUGCAGCCACGUUUAAGAAGUCCCCUCCACCUGCUGCUGCUGGGGGCCUCCUGAACGAGUCCACGACGAAGCAUAUGAAGAUGGUAAGGACUCGGAGGUUGAUGAAGGAAUACCAGGAACUCUCCAAAGGGCAACAGAAUACCAAGGACCCUGUGUUUACCGUCGACUUGGUUAAUGACUGCCUUUACGAGUGGAAGGUUAGUGUCCUUAGCGUGUGAUCCCGACUUGAACUCUAUAGAGACAUGGAAGAACUAGGAGUACCAAUCCUUUUAUCCAUUAGUUUCUCUGAUAAUUUUCAUCCGCCAUUUGAGGGUCUUUCCCCGGCUCUGGAAAAGGGCUUCGUGAUGGAGGGUGGCGCCAUCUGUAUGGAACUACUAACACCACGUGGUUGGGCAUCUGCUUACACAAUAGAAGCUGUAAUAAUGCAGUUCGCAGCUAGCCUAGUUAAGGGCCAGGGUCGGAUAUCACGUAAACACAAAGUACCCAAGGAGUUUAACAAGAGAUCAGCCGAGUCAGCCUUCAGGUCAUUGGUCAAAACUCACGAGAAAUAUGGCUGGGUCACUCCUCCCCUGUCUGAGGGCUAACCCAGGAUUAACUAACCUCCACUAAUCACCAAUCCAUCCGUGAGACCUCCGAUCCAAGAGUGGUUCAUCAGUCAAUCUUACUGAAUCAUUGUAACCAAACAAAUUAUUCACGUACAAUUAAUUUAGUAUUUAACCGGAUUAGCUGAACAUCCCUAAAUGAUUGGAACUGAAGUGCUCUGUGUGAUUGGAAUGUUGAUAUCUAAUCUGUAAUCGAAUAUAAGUGAUUGGAAAUGUAUUUGAACUCAUUAUAAUAGUGGAAAAUCAAUCAGUAUUUCAGUAUAGGUGAUUGGAUGUGAUUGCAACUACUGAAUUCAAUUACCAAUCGCUGCCAAAUCCACUGGAAAUUAACAGGACUGGAAGAGAUUCGCCAAAUAAUCUAAUGUAACUGGACGUGAAUUAUUUUAUUAAUUUAAAUAGUGUAUCCAUUCUCUCUCUCUCUCUCUCUCUGAUGGAAGGGACGCUAGGGUUUACAAUGACCAUAAAUAUAUAUAUAUAAAUGCUAUUGUAAAUGUGUAUGGUACUUAUUUCACAUUAUAGAAGGUUAUUAUGUUGCUGGGAUGGUGUGUGUAUGUGUGUGUGUGUGUGUGUGUGUGUGUGUGUUCUAUGGAGGAGUUUACUUGUCUUAGAGAAUAUAAUUAUGAGUAAAAGAUAAAGUUAAAGAAUUAAUUACAACUAGGUGUCAAUAUUUACAAUAAAUUAUCACCUGAGGAACAGAAUUCACACCUAAAAUAGUUAUACACAUAAACACAAAAUGGUGAUAAACUCUAUUUUACUUCAUGUGUAUAGUAACUUUGAAAUAGGGGAGUAAAUAUAUUUAUAAAAGAGAUCCUUAUACUAUUAAACGUUCAUUAAUAUUUAGAAUAUAUAUUAAUUAUGGGGGGUUUCGUUAUAUAUAUAUUUUGAAGCGAUAUCAAUUAUUCCCAAUGACAUUACGUUCUAUAUAAUUUCCCAAAGUUAAGUUAGGUUAAGUGUUUAUUAUCUAUUCUCAAAAUUAAAGAACUUAAUCUAACUUAACCAUGGAAACACUGGGUUAGAUUAGUCUCGUAAUCCAAACUCUCCUGCAAAUUAUGUGUGUACGAUUAAGGUAAAGUGUAUGGUGUGAAUUUUUAAAACAGACGUACAUGUGUGUGUGUGUGUGUGUGUAUCAAAUUAAACCCAGAGAAAGAUGUAUGUUGCUAUGUUGUGUACGUAUAUAAAAUCAUGUCUGUAUCUCAUGUACACUAAAAUACGUACUCAUGUAAACUAUAAAACAUACACAUAAAAACACGACUUUAUUUAACGUGUACACUAAAAUACGUACAGACAUGAAGUAUACAGUAAAACACACAUCAAAACGACUAUAUUUCAUGUACACUAAAAUACGUACACAUGUAAACUAUAAAACGUACAUUAUUACCCAUGUAAGUAUAGAAAUUACAUUAUGCCUGUCUGCCAAAUGAAUCUCAAGUGAUAAAUACUGUAUUGUUGUAUUGAAAUAACUCAUGUUACUGUAA